Molecule: messenger RNA, 1771 nt
Organism: Thalassophryne amazonica
Lineage: Eukaryota; Metazoa; Chordata; Actinopteri; Batrachoidiformes; Batrachoididae
Gene: fbxo45
Product: F-box protein 45
Exons: 3
Coding region: 179-1048 (289 amino acids)
Biological process (GO): synapse assembly involved in innervation; proteasome-mediated ubiquitin-dependent protein catabolic process
Cellular component (GO): SCF ubiquitin ligase complex; synapse
Molecular function (GO): protein binding
Source: RefSeq, a predicted model, not a curated record
AUUCAGCCAUGAUUGAACUGGAAGGAGUCGCUUCCAUGCUGUUGUGAUUUCAGCGCGAUUCAGGCGUGAAUUAAGGCGAAAAUGCUGCUAGUUAACUUCAGUUAAGCAGACAUUCUGCGGUAAGAGGGGGGAAACUCUACCUGCUCGGCUGGCGUCGUUGUUAAGAAGCGGAGCUGUAAUGUCUGGGGCGGCCGGCGGAGGAGGAGCAGGCUCCGCCUGUCUGGGUGCAGCGGCAGCCGGGUGCAGCUCCGCCGGCUCUCUAUACGCUGCUGCGGCCGGAGGAGGCGCGGGGGUGGCCGGGAGGCUGCCGGCUCGGGUCCUGGAGCACGUCUUCUCCUACUUGGAGCUGUCGGACCUGAUGCGGUGCGCGCUGGUGUGCUGGCACUGGAACAACAUUCUGGCGGAUGAAAACAGCGAGGUGUGGCGCAGCCUGUGCACGCGCAGCCUCAGCGACGAGGCGCUGCGCUCCGACAUUCUGUGCAACCUGCCCACAUACAAGGGCAAACUCAAGGCUUUCCAGCAUGCUCUGAGUUCACAUGAUUGUUCACGCAAUGUUUACGUGAAGAAGAAUGGGUUUACCCUGCAUCGCAACCCCAUUGCCCAGAGCACAGAUGGCGCACGUGGCAAGAUUGGCUUUUCGGAAGGGCGGCAUGCUUGGGAAAUCUGGUGGGAAGGCCCCCUGGGCACAGUAGCAGUUAUUGGCAUUGCUACAAAGCGGGCACCAAUGCAGUGCCAGGGCUAUGUGGCACUGUUGGGCAGUGAUGAUCAAAGCUGGGGCUGGAACCUGGUUGACAACAAUCUGCUUCAUAACGGGGAGGUGAAUGGCAACUUCCCGCAGUGUAACAAUGCGCCAAAAUAUCAGAUUGGUGAGCGAAUACGAGUGAUUCUUGAUAUGGAUGACAAGACAUUAGCCUUUGAGAGGGGCUUUGAAUUUCUGGGAGUAGCAUUUCGUGGACUGCCCAAAGCCUGCCUGUUCCCAGCUGUAUCCGCCGUGUACGGGAACACUGAAGUCACCAUGGUGUACCUGGGAAAGCCUCUGGAUGGGUAGACGCUGAAUAACCCAUGCCACCACCAAAAAUAACAGGACAAUUGAGGGACUGAUUGACAAUCCUGUUUACUGCAUCUUUUGAGGAAGCCAAACGCACAUAUUUCUUCCAAACAGAAUGAUUUUAAUCUCAGACGUUGGGAUUUUUAUGACAGAGGGUCAUGAACCUGCAAAUUUUUGGGGACUGGCCACACUACAAGAAAGAAGGAUGGAUGUGGACUGUUUUUAGAUGACAGAGGAAACAUGUAUUUCUUUUCAUGUGUUUCAGUUUAACAGUCAGGUCUGGGAGCAUGCACUGACGCCACAAUUGGUUGGACACUACAGAACUGCCUUUGGUACUGGAUGGCAAUCACCCAGGUAGACAACUGGUCCAUACCCACUUUGCAAAAGUAACCACCUGUCUGUUGCAGCCAGGUGAAAUGUGGGUGACCCCCUUGGCCUUUUCCAGUUGGUGAGGUUCUCAACAGUCCUGCAGCUGGAGAAGGCAAAUAUUAAUUUGAUCAUUUUAACCAGUGCCAGGUAAACAUGAAGGGUUUUUCCCAUUGAUUCGGGGAGCCAAUGACUUUUUGGGUUUGUUGGGCAUCCCUUCCGAUUUCACUGCCUAUGCUGCAAAAACGCAGUAGAAUGUUUUUGCAACUUUUUGUUGAAUGCCAUGAACAGUGCAUGUUCAUGCACUCGCAUGCCGCCAAAUCCUGAAACCAUCCGUACAUACAGUAAGGCAGGUUU